Molecule: messenger RNA, 1466 nt
Organism: Cuscuta campestris
Lineage: Eukaryota; Viridiplantae; Streptophyta; Magnoliopsida; Solanales; Convolvulaceae
Source: the annotation of a GenBank genome assembly
AGGAUGCCCUUUGGAAUUUAAAACAAACAGGAGGCGAGGAAUGGAAUUAAAAUAAAUUGGAGACUUACUCAUAAAAAUAAAAAUAAAAAUCAAGACUUUGUGAUCGUAAGCAUGAACGACAAUCGGCCCUAUUGAAAUGUCCGUCUAGCAUGCUCUUUUCGUGUGGGAAGUAUAAGAUCCGAUGUAUAUACAACUCACAUGAGAGAAAUCGGUAGCAAAAUAUGGGUGAAAUUAUGCUGCAAUGGAGUAUGAUUCGAUCCAUAAUCGCCAUCCUUCAAUGGUGGUUCUUCAAUGUCGCUGUAAUCAUCAUGAACAAGUGGAUCUUUCAGAAGCUGGACUUUAAGUUUCCUCUCACAGUAUCUUGCACACACUUUAUUUGCUCGGCUAUUGGGGCAUAUUUAGUAAUUAAAGUCUUAAAGCUUAAGCCACUUAUUGUUGUCGACCGUGAGGAUCGCUGGAGAAGGAUUUUUCCCAUGUCAGUUGUGUUCUGUAUCAACAUUGUCUUGGGGAAUGUUAGCUUGAGAUACAUACCUGUUUCCUUUAUGCAAACCAUAAAGUCAUUUACCCCUGCAACCACAGUAAUUUUGCAGUGGCUAGUAUGGGGAAAACACUUCGACAGUAGAAUCUGGGCUUCUUUGAUUCCCAUUGUUGGAGGAAUUCUCCUAACAUCUAUUACCGAGCUUAGUUUUAAUGUAUUUGGGUUCUGUGCUGCAUUAGUUGGUUGUCUUGCCACUUCAACCAAAACUAUUCUUGCGGAGUCUUUACUGCAUGGCUACAAGUUUGACAGCAUAAAUACGGUGUUCUACAUGGCUCCUUUUGCAACUAUGAUCUUGGCAGUACCAGCCUUACUAUUAGAAGGAUCAGGGGUUAUUGGAUGGUUCAACACACACCCCACACUUUUUUCAUCGUGUGUUAUCAUAAUUGGCUCCGGAGUGCUAGCAUUCUGUCUGAACUUCUCGAUCUUCUAUGUCAUCCAUUCUACAACUGCUGUCACGUUUAAUGUUGCUGGAAACCUUAAGGUCGCAGUUGCGGUUACUUGCUCGUGGUUGAUAUUCAGAAACCCCAUCUCAGCGUUGAACGCCAUUGGCUGCGCAGUGACACUGGUCGGCUGUACUUUCUAUGGGUACAUAAGGCAGAUGAUCUCACAGCAAGCGCAGGAAACUCCGCGCACUCCGCGGACCCCAAGGAGCAAGUUGGAGUCUAUUCCGCUGGUGGUGGUUGAGAAACCAGACAAUGACAAAGACUAAUACUGGAAGGGGGGGGGGGCACAAUGAAUGAGAUAUGCUUUUGUAGGAGACUCUCUGCUUUUACUCUUCUGUGUAAUACUCAUAAGAGUAAUUCUUCAAUUAGGUUAGUUUUGGGAGCUUAAUUGAUUUUCCUGUUUCAAAUCUUGUAUUUUUGCUUUGCUUGAAUAUUUUACUAAUAUAUAUAUAUGAACGAUUGAUUCAUCGAGUUCAAAGUAUGGG